This is a messenger RNA of Gadus morhua (Atlantic cod), 1849 nucleotides long. Its product is annotated as D-amino-acid oxidase. Gene Ontology annotation, biological process: D-alanine catabolic process; D-serine catabolic process; L-proline catabolic process. The coding region runs from base 157 to 1194 and encodes 345 amino acids. The transcript has 11 exons. Gene Ontology annotation, cellular component: cytoplasm. The record is from RefSeq and is a predicted model, not a curated record. Gene Ontology annotation, molecular function: FAD binding; D-amino-acid oxidase activity. Lineage: Eukaryota; Metazoa; Chordata; Actinopteri; Gadiformes; Gadidae.
CCCGCCCAGCGCCCACACACCCAAGUUGAAGUGACCCUCUUCACAAAUUUGUUUCCGCUCCUCUAUGCUUGUUCUAGCCACUAGCCAGGGUUCAGCGAGUCGAGUUGCCCUAAAAACGUCCCUUCUUCGCAGUAUUUAACAGCAGCCCUGUGCGACAUGCGGGUGGCGGUGAUAGGAGCUGGGGUGAUCGGCUUGUCCACAGCCAAGUGCAUCUACGAGCAGUACCACUCGACACAGGGCAACCUGACCAUUGAGGUGUAUGCGGAUCGCUUCACGCCUCUUACCACCAGUGAUGGAGCCGCGGGCUUCUGGCAGCCAUACCUCUACGACAACGGCCGCACGGAAGAAACGAAGUGGAACAAGGAGACCUUUGACUACCUGCUCAGUGUGCUGAGUUCUCCUGAGUCAGUGAAGAUGGGGAUAUUCCUUCAGUCAGGAUACAAUCUUUGUUCUGAUUAUGCACCUGAGCCCUCCUUUAAAGACAUUGUGCUGGGCUUCAGAAACCUCACCAAAAGGGAGCUGGAAAUGUUUCCCGGAUACAAUCAUGGCUGGUUCAACACUGCUCUUAUGAUUGAAGGGAAAACGUAUUUACCUUGGCUGAUGGAUUGGUUACAAAACAGAGGAGUGAUGUUCUACCAGAAGAAAAUUGAAUCUUUUAAAGAGUUAGCAGAUGCUGGGGUGGACAUUAUUAUCAAUUGCUCAGGGGUGAGGUCAGGGGACCUGCAACCCGACCCUCAACUUACACCAGGCCGGGGCCAAAUCAUUAAGGUUGAUGCACCAUGGCUAAAGCAUUGGAUUCUUACCCACAAUAAAAGAUCUAGCACCUACAAUUCCCCUUACAUCAUUCCAGGGAGCCAUCUGGUGACCGUGGGCGGGGUGUUUCAGGUGGGAAACUGGAGUGAAGCCAACAACUCCAUCGACCACAAGAAGAUCUGGGAGGAGGCCUGCCACUUGGAGCCAAGCCUCAAGCAUGCUAGGAUAGUAGAGGACUGGGCAGGCCUGCGACCAGUGCGGACUACAGUGAGACUAGAGAAAGAGAAGAUCUCAUGCGGUCAGAACGACAUUGAGGUGAUCCACAACUAUGGCCACGGAGGGUUCGGUCUCACCAUCCACUGGGGCUGUGCCAUGGAGGCUAGCCGGCUCUUUGGCCAGAUCAUAGAAAACAGCGCCAAGACUCCCAAAGCUCGUCUGUAGAUCUGGACUUACAGUCAUGGGACAGCCCCUCCAGGGGUACACGCCACGCAGGACCUCCAAACGUCCAGAGGACUAAGGAAUGAACGGUUUAGAAUGGCUAUAUGGAAACCUUGCGGUUCAAUGGCUGCUUGGUUGGAAGGCGUGGAAUGAAUAAUUAAUUAAUUCACUUAUUAUUAUGACAACUUGUAUUAAUUAUAUGAUAUGUCACGUUUUACGGUUAUCAAGUUCUCUCAACCCGAUAUAGAAAAAUGUAAAUCCAUGUGACACACAGUACAUAACUCAAAUAUAAAAUACAUAGUAUAGAACUGACAAGAAUGCUACAAAUUGUUUAAUUUGUUAACACAUGCUCACACAUAUAUCAAUUAAAAUAAUUGUAUACUUUAAUUUAAUUAUUAAUGCAACUAUAAUUUUAAUGUUGUCUGGAUAGAGUCAGUCAACCACUCUUUGAACAUUUGUUUUGGAUGUUGGAUAAUCAUGAGUUAAAUCAUAAUCAUUUGUUGAUCAGUUCUAAUUCUCAAAGGGAGCUGAUGGUAUAGUUACCACAAAAAGUUUGAAAUAACCUUGCUAUCCUUUUGAUAUUUUGAUAGAAUAGAUAGAUAUAAUACAUUUGAUCAAUGUAGACCAAAAAACAUCCAAUAAAAAUUAUUGAAAUCUC